AUGCAUAGAUGCAAGGCCGCUGACGCACUACUCUCGCAAAUGGUGAUGGAGAACGACUACGAGAUUAUCAUCAUAAGCGAGCAAUAUAAAAAGAAAGAGAGAGGUACAUGGUUAAAAGAUAACAGCUCAAUCGCCGCUACAUGGUUACCACCAUGGAGUAGCGCCACCACUGUUAGUAAGGGGAACGGCAAAGGUUUCGUCUGGGCCAAGUGCGACCGUUUUACAGUAAUUAGCUGCUACCUKAUGCCAAGCGAUAGCAUACAGGAGUUCCAAGAAAAGCUCGACAAUAUAGAGGACACAGCCAGGACUAUAGAAGGUCAAUUGAUUAUCGCCGGAGACCUAAACUCCAGAGCAUUAGAGUGGGGAAUGCCAAACACCGACUCGAGAGUAAAGCGAAUUUUAGAAAUGGCUGCGCGGAUAGGUCUAAUAGUGCUCAAUAUGGGAAAUGCAACCACGUUCAGAAAACCGGGAUGCGAAGAAACCACACCAGACAUCACCCUAUCAACAGAACGCAUGGCAGGCUCAAUAAAUAAUUGGAAAGUCCCGGAGGAUUAUACCGGCAGCGAUCAUAACUACAUCUCUUUCAUGAUAAACACUGGAGGAAACGGCUGCCAGCUCAGAAAAAAUAUCGGAACUCGAAAGUGGAACAUCUCGAAACUAGACACAUCGAAAUUAAUCGCCGCAAUAGACGAGCUGAACCCAUCUAGCGACCCCUCCCUUAUAGCAAGAAAAACAGUCGAGCACACAAUGCUUAAUAUAACCAAAGCUUGCCAUAAUCAAUGCCCAAGCCUUCCCACAGCAAACGUAAAGCAGCAGUUUACUGGUGGACUGAAAAUAUCGCUCAGCUCAGACGCACAUGCCUCCGCCUCCGCAGAUUCUUCACGAGGUCUAGGCGUAGAGGAGACGCACCCCAAGAAUCCGAGCAAAAUAAAGCAGCAAAAAAGUAGCUGA
Bactrocera latifrons is the source of this 951-nucleotide messenger RNA. RefSeq lists its product as uncharacterized. Bases 1 to 951 code for a protein of 316 amino acids. The record is from RefSeq and is a predicted model, not a curated record. The transcript has a single exon. Gene Ontology annotation, molecular function: catalytic activity. NCBI's taxonomy places the organism in Eukaryota, Metazoa, Arthropoda, Insecta, Diptera, Tephritidae.